Messenger RNA from Diutina rugosa, 678 nucleotides. RefSeq lists its product as uncharacterized. The coding region runs from base 1 to 678 and encodes 225 amino acids. The record is from RefSeq and is a predicted model, not a curated record. The transcript has a single exon. NCBI's taxonomy places the organism in Eukaryota, Fungi, Ascomycota, Pichiomycetes, Serinales, Debaryomycetaceae.
AUGAACGACGACGAACGGGCCCUCAUCGAGGCGGCGUUUGCUCGAGAUGGCAUUGCUCAUAAGAAGCUGGCACCGAGAAAGCGAGGCAAUAGGAAACUGGCAGAAAGAAGGCCUGCUGCUGCCGCUGUUGCUGCUGCCGCCCCCUCCCCCCUGACUCUGGCGCCUUCGUCAAGCCCGCUCUCCCUCGCUGACCGCAUCGGCAAACCUCCUCCUUUACCAGAUACUACAACUAAAGAUACACCUGACAACAAGCGCAAGCCUGCGCCUCAGCACGACCGAGGCCCCCGUCGUCAUGGCCGCGGAGACCACCAUGGUUCUGAGGGUCGCCAUCAUCACCACACCAGCGAGCCGGAACACGAUAAACCUAAACGCGCCGACGCUCCUAAGCGGUCGGAAGGCUCAAAAUCUGAAAGACACCAGCGCAAUCGCCGAGGGUCGCGGGCAAGCGACAAUGCCCGAGAUAACGACGGCCCCACCAAUGCUCCCCUCGACAAUAACCCUCUCGCGAAACACUUGGGCUUGGUACUGAACAAUAGCGAUCUCGAGAAGAAGCGAUUGCAAAUGAGGAAGAAGUUGAUGGAGAAGAAAAAGGCCAAGGAGGAAGAUAAGGAUUUAGACGAAGCGGAGAAACUAUUGGCGUCCUUGGACAUGAGUGGCAGCUGGGCCGACUUUGAAUGA